Molecule: messenger RNA, 570 nt
Organism: Penicillium daleae
Lineage: Eukaryota; Fungi; Ascomycota; Eurotiomycetes; Eurotiales; Aspergillaceae
Exons: 2
Coding region: 1-570 (189 amino acids)
Source: RefSeq, a predicted model, not a curated record
AUGCUGCGUUCCAGGCUUGUCAAGCGUGUUAUGCUAGAAAGAAGCGAUGCGUCACGAGUCCGAGUCAUCAUCAAUGCACAUACUGCUUCAGAGAAGGACAGCGCUGUUUGCCAAGGGAGCGACCAGUCAGCCGUGCGAAAAUACACGCCUGAGAGUCCAUCUGAACAAGCCCGCCCCAAAUAUAAUCUGCCCUUGCCACAGGGUAUCGACCAUGAAGUACCCCGAUGGAGCGCGAUGUACUCGAUGUUCACGGAAGCGCUGCGACUGAUCCCUCCAGAGGGGUUUCAAAUGAAUGACACGAGGAAACGAGCUGUCUCGAUGGAGAGAGAGCAGAGUCCCGAUCGGAAGAAGAGUUGUUCUGUUAGCAAUAACUCGUCCGAUCCUGAUGCACGAGCUAGCAAGGUUAAACGUGAAUCAAUUAUUACGACAAUCGAGUCGGCGAUAUCAUCCUACGAUACCCUGUCUUCGAUCAAGCCUACCACACCGCAGGACGAAAUCAAAUCAAUAGCUCCAAGAAAUGCUGGCGCGGGGAUUUUCUUUGGCGAACUGGAUGCACUGCUUAGGUUCUGA